This is a messenger RNA of Pelobates cultripes (western spadefoot toad), 654 nucleotides long. NCBI's taxonomy places the organism in Eukaryota, Metazoa, Chordata, Amphibia, Anura, Pelobatidae. The record is from the annotation of a GenBank genome assembly.
AUGGGACGCACCAGGAGACCGGAGAACCAGCAGACCCCCAGGGCAGUACCACCAGCACCAUCAUUGGGACCGAUGGACAGGUUUCUACAAACCCCUCUGGGUCCGAGCCGCGAGGCGCAUGGAUCCAAGAUGGCGCCCGUCUCCCCGGCUUCCUCCUACUCGGAGCAGGAACAUCCCACACUGGCAGAUAUCGGGGCAGAGAUCAGGAGACUAGCAGCCAACAUGGUCACAAAAUUUGACCUGCAGUCCCUGACCGCCACCCUUACGGCAUCCCUCACAUCCGCAAUCACCACACUACGCAUGGACAUAGAGGCACAGAACAGAUGCAUCCAAGCCUUAGAACCCCAGGCCCAAGCCACACAGCACCAGGCCUCAGCUGCAGAUACAGCCCUAACAAGGCAGGGCAACAUGCUACUGGCCCUGCGCAGACAGGUCGAGGACCUGGAUAACCGGAGUCGCCGCUCUAACAUCGGGGUAAGGGGGGUGCCGGAGCAGGAGGGGACUGAGAAUGUUGAGGAGAUGCUGACCGAGCUCUUCCACCAGAUUCUGGGGAGCGACACGCCACCAGACAUCCGCUAUGAGCAGGCAAACAGGGCCUUGCGACCCAGGAUUAGGGAUGGGGACCCCCGUGACAUUAUUUGCGGCUUACACUAA